Messenger RNA from Lepus europaeus (European hare), 3599 nucleotides. RefSeq names its product phospholamban (gene PLN). Gene Ontology annotation, cellular component: membrane; sarcoplasmic reticulum. The transcript is spliced from 2 exons. The coding region runs from base 190 to 348 and encodes 52 amino acids. The record is from RefSeq and is a predicted model, not a curated record. NCBI's taxonomy places the organism in Eukaryota, Metazoa, Chordata, Mammalia, Lagomorpha, Leporidae. Gene Ontology annotation, molecular function: ATPase inhibitor activity. Gene Ontology annotation, biological process: negative regulation of calcium ion import into sarcoplasmic reticulum; negative regulation of ATPase-coupled calcium transmembrane transporter activity; negative regulation of heart rate.
CCUGGUAACAGAGUCAGAAAACUUCCCAGCUACAAGCCCAUUAAGACCUCACACUACUUGAUAUUCUGUACUGUGGUGAUCACAGCAGCCAAGGCUAGCUAAAAGAAGACAGUCCUCUCACAUCUGGAGCCAGCUUUUUAGCUUUCUCUUGACAUAUUAAAACUUCAGACUUCCUGCCUUCUUAGUGCCAUGGAGAAAGUUCAAUACCUCACUCGCUCGGCUAUAAGAAGAGCCUCAACCAUUGAAAUGCCUCAACAAGCACGUCAAAAUCUCCAGAACCUAUUUAUCAAUUUCUGUCUCAUCUUGAUAUGUCUCCUGCUGAUCUGCAUCAUCGUCAUGCUGCUCUGAAGUUCUGCUGCGACCUCCAGACCCGUCAUUUCCCACAUCAGCUUAAAGUCUACCAUCCCAUGAAGAGAGGAGAACACCACCACGUAACAGGCCACGUCCUGAACACAAGAAUUUCCUGGUGAAAAGGUCGAGAUUGAGAGUAAAACAAAUUCUUGGCAAAUGUAUUCAUUUGCUGGAUCCUCUAACCAUGAAAGGGCUUUGUUUUCCAAAAUUAACUUUAAAAUGACUAUAAUUCAAGUGUGUACAAUGUAACUGCUGACUUCUUCAACAUGGCUUAUAAAUUUCUAUCCCAAAUCUUUUCUGAGGAUAAAAUAAGAGCUUAAUUUUGAAACAGCACUGCUAGCAAGUUCACUUCAUAUGUAAAGCAUUAGCUUCACUCUUCGGGGUAAAUAUAAUUUAUAUUGCACUGUAAAAGCUUCUUUGAUACUAAGUAUUUUUCAGGUCUCCAUUGAGUACCAAAAUCAUUCAAAUGAAGUGUCAUUAUUUAAAAUAGCCACUGAUUCCUCAUGUUUGUUAUCUUUAUUAUUAUAUUAUUACAAAAAAGCCUUUGUAGUAACUCCUUAUCAAAAUCCACAUGCUAAAACAAAUUGUACUUUUUUUUAUGCUAUUUCUAUUAACAUUUAAAAAACCUCUGAGAAUCAAGUGGGUAAAAGUAGGGCCUUAUUCUUACCUAAAUAAAAUUCCCCUCAAUUAAUUUUCUCUAGGAAAUACAGAACUCAAGUACAUGGAAAUAAACCAUAAGUCUGAUCUCUUGAGAACAUUAUAAUCAAAAGAUGAGGACUGGUGGGCAAUUUAAUAAAUUACAGUGUGACUGGCCAUCAUUACUAACAGAAUAUAGUCUCAUUAGUUUUCGACACUGUAGCAGAUUAUCUGAGCUGCAGUACCUGAUUUGCUAUACUGUAUCUUCAUAAUCAAGAAAUUUUAAGACUUCACAAUGAAUUUACAGGUUGUCCUCUACCUAGCCUCAUGCUCAAUGUGGACAAAGAAAACAUGACAGAAAAACAAAUUAUAUGAAGCAUUAAAAAAUUAAAAAUCUGAAUUCUUUCUCCACAUAGUAACUAAUUCUUGGAUUACAUUUUGAAACAAACUUUGGUCCCACCUAGUAUUUACAAUAGGAUAUGUCUAUUUCCCUUAAUUUAUCAAACAGAGGGUAAACACUGUAAGUGUUUCCUGGGCUAAAUGACAAAGCUAGAAGUGCUAAUCUGUAAUUACUGAGCUAAAUAAUAAAUCCAACGAUCUUAAUAAUUAUUUUCCUGCUGAAUAUAUCAAUAUUCUCUCUGAUCAUCUUACAGCAUCUUCCAAACAAUUCAUAAAAUAACUGAAUAAAAAUCUGGUGUUGGAAAAUAAUUCACCAAAAUUUCAUCAUUUAAGUUCACUCCAAAGUUUAAAAUCAAGUCAAAGGCAGGCAUGUGGAGCAGUAAUUAAAACACUCCUUGGUAUGCUCACAUCCUGUAACAGGGUGCCUAGGUUCAUGUCAGGCCUCCACUUCUGAUUCUAGCUUCCUGCCAAUGCAAACCCUGGGAGGAGGCAGAUGGUGGCUCAGUUCUUGGCUCCCUGCCAUCCCCUGGGAGACCCAGAUUGAAUUCCAGGCUUCUGGUUUCAUCCUGGUCCAGUCCUGGCUACUGCAUUUGGUGAGUUAAAUAGCAGACAGAAGGAAGCUCUUUCUCUAUCUUUGUCUCUCUCUUCCUCCCCCCACCCCCAAUAAAAUUAAAUUUUUUUUUUUUUUGACAGGCAGAGUGGGCAGUGAGACAGAGAGACAGAGAGAAAGGUCUUCCUUUUUCCGUUGGUUCACCCUCCAAUGGCCGCCGCGGUAGGCGCACUGCAGCCGGCGCACCGCGCUGAUCCGAUGACAGGAGCCAGGUGCUUCUCCUGGUCUCCCAUGGGGUGCAGGGCCCAAGCACUUGGGCCAUCCUCCACUGCACUCCCUGGCCACAGCAGAGAGCUGGCCUGGAAGAGGGGCAACCGGGACAGGAUCGGUGCCCCAACCGGGACUAGAACCCAGUGUGCCGGCGCCGCAAGGCGGAGGAUUAGCCUUGUGAGCCGCGGCGCCGGCCUCCUACAAUUUUAACUUUAGGUCAAGACAUACUACUAAUAUAGCAGUUAUUAAAAGAGAAUGUAUAAUUAAUCAUAUUUGAUAAAAUGUGGUUACUACAAGAAUUUGAAAUAUCAACACUGAUCUUGGAUUCUACCUAAUACAAGUUCUGGUAACUGAAUAAUAAAGGAGAAACUGCUUUUAAAUUCUCUGAAUCCCUGAUGAUGGAAAGGAGCAUAGUUUUGGUUCACAGAUAUCUAAGCAACAAAGAGAAAAGGUGGUCUCACACUAACAGGAUUUCUUCAAUGUAGCCUCAUCUAAAGGUUGGAGAUCCUUAAUAACAACUAGAAAGCUUGUAAAUACAGGUGAUAAACUUAACCUGACUGGUCUCAGUAACUACCUAUUCAGAAAGUAUUUAAAUUCGAUAAUUAGCUGUUCUGUUCUUAAAAGCAAGUGGAAAAUCUGAACUGAUAAUUAUUACAUUGUUCAUUACAACAUAAAUUUCAAACUAAUAAAUGAAAACUUGGGCUUUUCCUCAGCAAAACAGAAAUAAAAAUCGUCUUCAUUCUUCAUUCUAUCUUUGAUAGAAAUUAAAACGUGAUACUAUGAGUAUUCAGAAUAUUUUCAGAUUAUAAUGUUAAAAAAAAAAACCCUCAUUCUCUAAAUGGAACUACUCUGCUUAUCAUGAUGUGUAAAGAGUAAGAUACAAAAAAACAGUGUAUUAAAAUUGUUUUUAAUUCUAAAUGCUAGAAAAUGAAUUCUAAUCUUGAUUUACUGAAUAGUUAUAAAGAACUAAGUUUUAAAUGUUGAAUUGUGACCCAUUAUAUUUUAAUUGAUUAAAAAUGUGUAUUUGUCUAAUGCAAAUAAUCUGAAUUAUUUACAUUAAAAGUAAUGUUCUUGGUGCGGGCAUUUAGUCUAGCAGUUAAGAUGUUGGUUAAGACACCAGCAUCCCAUAUCCAAGUACCUGGGUUGAUACACGGGCUCUGGCUCCUCACUCCAGCUUCCAACUAAUACAGAUCCUGAGAGGUAGCAAUGAUGGCAUAAGUAAUUUGGUUCCAGUUACUCUUGUGGAAGACCUGGAUUCAGUUCCCAGCACCCAGCUUCAGCCUGGUCCAGUCCUGGCCAUUUGCGGGCAUUCAGGGAGUGAACCAACAGAUGGGAAAGUUCACUCUCUUUUUCUCUGCCUCUUAAAUAAAUAAAUAAAAUUUUUAAAAAACUA